AUGGAAAGUUCAAAGUUUAGUUUUUCGAUAAAAAAAUCAUCUGGAAAAAAUGUCUCAAUGGCAAAAAGUAAUUCCUUAUUUAUGGGUUAUGAAGAAAAUGAUCGUAAUUUUGGAAUAAAAACUGAAAGUAAUAAUAAAGGUGUUUAUGGGAAAAACUCAAUUCCAGGAAAAAGAACUCAAAUUACUUCUUUCUCAAAUGCUAAAUCAGGUAUUGAGCAACAAAAUGGUGAUGAGGAUGAAGAACUUAUUAUAGAAUGCAAAAACUCACUAAAAUCGUCAAAACCUAUUAACAAUAUCGAAAUACUUUUAAAUAAGAAAAAAUCUUUAAAAAAUAGAAAUGAAGAUAAUUUAGAUUCCUCAAUUAAUAAAGAUAGUUUCCGUAUUCCUGUAGAUAAGUUUGGUAUUGCUAUGCUAAGAGGUAUGGGAUAUAACCCAGAAAUACACACUACAAAACCAAAAAUAUUUAAAAAAAGGAGCUAUAAUCAAUCAGGACUUGGAGCUGAUAAAGAAAUUGAAAGUAUUUCCAAAAAAUAA
Cryptosporidium ubiquitum is the source of this 534-nucleotide messenger RNA. RefSeq lists its product as uncharacterized. The transcript has a single exon. The coding region runs from base 1 to 534 and encodes 177 amino acids. The record is from RefSeq and is a predicted model, not a curated record. Lineage: Eukaryota; Apicomplexa; Conoidasida; Eucoccidiorida; Cryptosporidiidae.